Molecule: messenger RNA, 2250 nt
Organism: Mesocricetus auratus (golden hamster)
Lineage: Eukaryota; Metazoa; Chordata; Mammalia; Rodentia; Cricetidae
Gene: C4bpa
Product: complement component 4 binding protein alpha
Exons: 12
Coding region: 258-2012 (584 amino acids)
Biological process (GO): negative regulation of complement activation, classical pathway
Source: RefSeq, a predicted model, not a curated record
GAGAGUUUCUCCUUGUCUAUCUUUAUUUACCUGCCUCUGGCCAGCCACCUGUGUGGGUGGAAUCCAAGGACCACCUGUGUGGGGAGAAUCCAGGAACUUUUUGGUGGAGCGAUUACUGGCCACCUUUAGGAUAUUAAGAUCAACUGUCAUCUUGGGAGAAACUAGUACAGUAAAGAUCAAGGCACCAUCACCGAGUCAUUUCCUCUGCUACUGCAGGUUUCUGGCAGAACAAGCGUGGGUAAAGCUGCAGCAAGGCUAUGUGCCCCACAAAAGUUCCACAUGGGAGAGAUGCUGUGGCCUGGCCCUUCUCUAGGCUCUGGAGAGUCUCUGACACAACUUUGUUCCAAAUGACCGUCAUUGCUGCUCUCUGGGUUGCUGUGUUUGGUAAAUGUGGUCCACCACCUGAUUUACCUGGUGCCUUGCUAGUAAGUGAGACAAACCAGACAGACUUCGAAAGCAAAACUGUCUUGAAAUACAGUUGCCGCCCUGGCUACAGUAGGGCAUCUUCAAGCCAGACUGUUUAUUGUACAUCUUGGGGGAAUUGGCACAUUACUAUCUCCUGUGUUAAAAAAUCAUGCAGGAAUCCAGGAGACUUACAAAAUGGACAGGUGGAAGUCAAGACAGAUUUCUCUUUGGGAUCACAGAUAGAAUUCAGCUGCUCAGAAGGAUAUGUCUUAAUCGGCUCAUCCACUAGUUAUUGUGAGAUCCAAAGUAAAGGAGUUGCCUGGAGUGAUCCUCUCCCAGAAUGUGAAAUUGUCAAGUGUGCGUCCCCUCCAGACAUCAGCAAUGGGAAGCACAUUGGUGGAGAUGAAGACAUCUACACAUAUGGCUCCUCCGUCACCUAUAGGUGUGAUCCCAACUUCUCACUCCUUGGCAGUCCCUCCAUUACCUGCACUGUAGUGAACAAAACAGUAGGUGUUUGGAGCCCCAGCCCUCCUACCUGUGAAAAAAUCAGCUGUCCUCAGCCAAGUGUUUCACAUGGAAUAAUUACUUCUGGAUUUAGAACUAUCUAUAAAUACAAAGACUCUGUUAUAUUUGCCUGCCAGAAAGGGUCCAUCCUCAGAGGCGAAAAUAUAAUCUAUUGUGGAGCUGAUGGCAACUGGAAUCCUUCUCUUCCCAUUUGUGAGCUCACUAGUUGCAUUGGUAGACCAGAUAUUUCACAUGCUUCCUGGCAACGAUAUGUCAAAGCAGAAGACCUGUAUCCAGUUGGGACUGUGUUACGCUACAGAUGUCAUCCUGGCUAUGAGGCUGCUACAAAAGAGCCAAUGAGUGUGGUUUGUCAGAAAGAUUUCACCUGGAGCCCAUUUAAAGGAUGCAAGGAGAUAUGUUGUCCAGAACCAGACCCAAAUAAUAUUAGAGUCGUUCAACAUAUAAAACGACAUCCUGAGAAUGACUGUACUUAUUUCUAUGAUGACACAUUAUCAUACGUAUGCCAUGAAGAACACAUCCUUUCAGCUACUUGCAAAUCAGAUGGCACAUGGAAUCCCAGAACACCAUCAUGUGAUCAGAGUUGUAAUUUUCCUCCAAGCAUUGCCCAUGGACACUAUACAAAAACUACUAAAUUCUUCCCAACUGAGGCUACAUAUGAAUGUGAUAAAGGAUACAGACUGGUUGGAAAGGCAAGCAUCUCCUGCAAGCAUUCACAAUGGACACCAGCACCUCCACAAUGUAAAGCUCUAUGCCAGAAACCAGAGAUAAAAAAUGGAUUGCUGUCUGCCAAUAAAGACCAGUACAUUGAAUCUGAAAAUGUCACCAUCCAGUGUGACUCUGGGUUUGCCAUGUUAGGUUCCCAAAGUAUCACUUGUUCAGAGAAUGGAACCUGGUACCCAGAGGUGCCCAGAUGUGCGCUGGAGAAAGACUGUGAGCAUGUGUUUGCAGGCAAGAGGUUCAUGCGAUGUCUGCCAAAUCCAGAUGAUGUGAAAAUGGCACUGGAGUUAUACAAACUGUCUCUGGAGAUUGAAUUAUUAGAGCUACAGAUAGAAAAGGCUAAACAAACUGACCAGGGGUUGUGACUGUAAGCUCUCUCAAGAUGGAGGAGGAAGAAGCACCUUGAGUGUCAAACAGAUAGCUUGCAUUCAGCAGUUUUCACUUUGACAUCAAUGUUCAUGCUAAUAAAUAUCCAGUUAGACUAAUUCACUAAAGCAUAAUGCCUUAAGUUUAUGAAAUAAUUAAUCAUAUUGUGGCUCCUAAGUUUGUUUUUCUGAAUACAACAUGCACAUUUUUUCAAUUAAAAUCAAUUUUGUUCUUGCA